AUGGAGGAAAUUAUGGCCGCUCUUAGAAACAUACAAAAAGAUUUAGAAGAACAAAAGAUUGAAAUUCGGAAAAGCGGAGAAAAUGUAGCGGAGCUGGUUACAUUAAAUGUUAAUAAAAUAUUGGAUGAAAAAAAAAUUCUUUGGGAAGAAAACCAUGAAAAAUUAAAAGAAAAAGUGGAAAGUCAAGAGAAAAAAAUAUAUUUCCUGGAAAAACAAGCGAGGCAGAGAAAUAUUGUUUUUUUUGGAAUUAAAGAGGAUGAAACUUCAUAUGCGAACUUACAAGACAACAUAACCCGUUUUAUAAAGGAAAACUUCUCUGUGGACUUGGAUCACAGAGAUAUUCAAGAGGUAAAAAGAAUAGGGAAGAAAGGAGAGAGACCUCGCCCACUAAUUGUUACUUUCACCACACUCGGAAUGAAGAUCAACAUUUUCAAGAAAAAAGGAGUUUUAAAGGACACUGACUACUAUCUGAAGGAAGACUAUCCGCAACAAGUAUUGGAGAAGAGACGAGAACUACAAGAGCAAGUGAAAGUAGAGCAGGAGAAGGGAAAUAAAGUGAAAAUAAAAUAUGAUAAACUAGUCAUUAUUAAACCCCAUAAUAACAAAAGAUCACUUCCCAUUUCACCGGAAACCAACUCCCAACCACAAGGCGACAGUAACAGACAAGCCAACAAAAAAAAUAAGUCGCUCAACACGCACUCUACCAAGCAGCGCUCAAAUAGUAUUUCGGAUGGAGUUCUGAAACCAAGCAUGCUGAACUUUUUAGUUACAAAAAAUACAAACAAUACAACACCCAAUCAAGACAUAGAAAACAGAGAUAAGAACGCAUAGC
Messenger RNA from Cydia amplana, 832 nucleotides. RefSeq lists its product as uncharacterized. Bases 1 to 831 code for a protein of 276 amino acids. The record is from RefSeq and is a predicted model, not a curated record. Lineage: Eukaryota; Metazoa; Arthropoda; Insecta; Lepidoptera; Tortricidae. The transcript has a single exon.